This is a messenger RNA of Papaver somniferum (opium poppy), 2124 nucleotides long. Its product is annotated as UPF0481 protein At3g47200-like. The coding region runs from base 82 to 1812 and encodes 576 amino acids. Lineage: Eukaryota; Viridiplantae; Streptophyta; Magnoliopsida; Ranunculales; Papaveraceae. The record is from RefSeq and is a predicted model, not a curated record. The transcript has 2 exons.
AGUCAAGAACACUCAAAAAAAAAUAAAAAAUCAUUUGUGUUCUUAUUUUGCUCUAGCUAGAUAAUUUGAAAGCAAAAAGACAUGGACGAUUUUCUAAUCAAGAAACGCAAUAGUGUUAAGAUACGAAGUUUUUCGCUGAACCUUCGAUCGGACAAUCAAGAAGUCGUAGGAGCAGGCAGAACAUCGCAAGGAGGAAAUAUCAGCUUCGACAGCUUUAAAGUCAUGAAUCAUCAACAAAAGCAACGAAGAAAAAGUUGGAUUGGCAAGAUAAAUAACGUCUUAAUGGGGCUAAUGAACAACCAGCCAUCAACUCCAGGUAGCUCUAGACUUGGUGGAUCAAAUAAGGGGUUCGACUAUCAUGUCAAGGCAGAAAGUAGUUCAACAUGGAACAAAGUGAAGAAAUCUUUGAAAGAACGUGGACAAAGAGAAGGAUGGAAGGGAGGAAGUCUAGCAAGAAUGAUCGUCGAGCAAGGUAGUAUUAAGGUUCAGAUUCCAGAAGUAGAGAUCCGUCUUAAACCCAUGGAAGAACGAAAGGUGAGGUCAAGCGCAAUAGUCAGCAAAGUUCCUUGUAACAUGCGUCAGGUUCAUGGUAAUGCUGCUUUCGAUCCGAAACUUGUGUCCAUCGGUCCGUUCCAUCGGGAUAAAUCUCAUCUCAAACCAAUGGAAGAACAUAAAAUGAGACUGAUAUGUAAUUUGUUGGGAUGGAUUUAUGAACCAUCAAACACCAUUUUUCAAGAUAUUUUGAUUGAGGAUCUUGCUUGUCCGAUCAAAGAAAUGGAAGCUAAAGCUAGGAAAUGUUAUUCCGGGAGUACUUAUGAGAACAUAAGUAGUAGCGAGUUUGUUCGUAUGCUUAUAAUUGAUGGCUGCUUCAUCCUUGAGCUUUUCCAGCUCUAUGCUAAGCAACGUAACAAGGAAUAUGUUGGUGAUCCCAUUUUUACGACCCCUUGGAUGGUUCCAGAUCUUCAACGCGACUUGCUUUUGCUAGAAAACCAGCUUCCAUAUUUUGUCCUAGAAAAGCUAUUCGAGCUAACUAGGAUAAGCGACGAUCAUCAAGGUCCUACUCUCGCAGAAUUGACUCUCGGGUUCUUCGAUCCUUUAUUUCCCAGAGAAAAAUCAGUUUUAGACAAUUGCAAAUUCCAUGCUAAGCCACAUCAUUUGCUUGACUUGUUCCGUUCGAGUUUUGUCUUAUCUUUCAAAGACAAGAGAUUAUCUUCUGGUAACAACAGUAUGAGAAACACAAUGCAACCGGUCAGAGAUCAGAAACAGUACUUUACACAAUGUGCGACAGAGUUGAGCAAGGCAGGAACUAAGUUUACGAGAAAAUCUUCAGAAAGUCAUGAAUUGUUGGAUAUACAGUUCAAUGACGGAGCCCUGGAAAUCCCUCCGGUGCAUAUUGAUGGACAGACAGGUCAGGUUUUGCUAAAUUUCAUUUCCUAUGAACAAUCUGACCGGCACAAUGCGGACCCGUAUUUUACACAUUAUGUGUUGUUCUUGAGACAUUUGAUAAAUUCAUCAAAUGAUGUCGAGUUACUACACAAGUAUGGCAUCAUUAAUCAUGUCUUGGAGCGCGACGCAAAUUUGGUUGAUCUUUUUCAGCAGCUUAGCAACGAGCUUCUUCCUGACAUCAAGAAUUGCUACUUGUCUACCCAAUUAAAGGAAAUUAACAGGUGUUAUCGCAGAAAUUGGCUAAUGUGCAAAACGAAGUGGAUCACUAAAAAUUUCAGUAACCAUUGGGUAUUUUUUACUUCUCUUGCGCUCAUUGUUCUCGUCUACCUAAUAGGCACCAAGACAUAUUCUUCCGCUCCUUUUUGAUUGAUAAAUUUUUAAUCUUAUGUAGUCCAUAACUCUAAUGAUUUAUUAUUUUGUAUUUUGUUCAUUUCAUUUUAUUCCAUUUGCAAGUUUCUUUCUUGUUGUUUUGCUAGCCGUUGGAGAACAAUUCCACACUGCGCAAUGCCCAGUUUAAUAUGUUGUUGUGAGGUGCCAUUUGUUUAAGUGUACUGUAAUAAUCUAUGGCACGUCACAACAUGCUGAAAUUCUUGUGUAAACUUUGGUGUCUUUAUUGCUAAUUCACAAUGUACUAGUGCGUAAUAUUAUGCAAGAAGUUGGCUGUUGAGUCUUUAUUCA